AUGGGCCACGACGUGGUCGAAUACCACAGGCUGCACGAAUCUGGCCUUGAUGCAGCGCCGGGGAGGAUUGGCGAUCCCAGGCUGGCCUGCAGGUUGAGGUCGCGGGGCGGGGCGAGGGAGGCGGCCGCGGGGGCGUUCGAGUUCUGGUUCGCUUCCGAGGGGAACUUGGGGCGGUUCCGGGACGACCCAUGGAAGUACGCACCCAGGCUCGGAGGCUUCGGAGCCUGGGGAGUGGCACGGGGCAGCGGGCCCGGCUGGCCCUGGGGAGAGUGGCGCAGGGGGCCGCCCAGUCAGCCUUGGGACUCCUGGACUGUCCACAAUGGCUCCCUCUAUCUGCAUUUCUGCCCUGGGUUGCGUGACUUGUGGCUCACUGAUGUGGACGAAAACAUCAGGAUGGCUGAAAAAAGGUGGCAGGAGUGGUGGGGAUCCUUGAAUGCUGGCCCUUUCAACUUGGAAUGCUUCGAUGUCACUUGCUUGCAAGGCCUACAGGGCCAGCAAAAUCCAGGGGCCAUCCAACAAAGCGAGCCAAACUCUCCUGAAUUGGAAUGCACUACGGAUGGAUUUGCAUCAAGUUCUGGCACUUCGAUGAGAUCCACAGACGGAAUGACAGAUCUGGGCAGCAACGGCAAGGAAGUUGAAGCAGGAGAUGCUGUUGAUGUCAAAGGAAUUGAAGUUUUGAAGGGUUCCCAAUCUUCGGGAUGGGCAGCUGCUGAUAUGCACCGAUAUACCCAAUCAAAUCCGCAAGACAUCUCUUUCAGUUCUUCGGCACGGCUCCUGAAGAGCGUUGGAGGAGGUGGCCGCCCUCAGACUGUCGUUUCGCCACCCCAACAAGCACAGUCGUGCCUAACGAAUUCCUCUGUUGAGCCACCAAUGCCCACAUCCACAUUUGGGGGCAUCGUUCGGCCAGUGCUCAUGGGCUACGACAUGGUGGAGUUCAGGAACCUGGCUGACGGAGAGGAGGGCGUCCUGGGGAGGUGGGAGCACGUGUGCCACUUGGCGGCGUACAACGAAUCAAAAUCGCUGCAAGGGCGCCAGCUCAUUGGGGUGUACGAAUUCUGGUUCGCCAACGAGGCCAACAUGAAGGCGUUCGGGGCUGACCCAUGGAAGUUCGCGCCCAUGUGGGGUGGCUUCUGCAGCUGGGGGGUGGCGAACGAGAGACGCCCCUCAUGGCCGUGGGCGUCGUACCACCUGGGCCCGCCGGCGAAUCCGUGGAACGCAUGGACGAUCUACAAUGGCACCCUGUACUUCGACUACUGGCCGUCCAUUGCCAGGAAGUUCUUUGGCAAUGCGACAAGGAACUUGGAAAGGGCAGAGUCCAGGUGGCGGGAGUGGUUCGGGGGGCUGCGUGCGGGCCCGUUCAACACGGACUGCUUCACGCCCCUUUGCUUGGAUUGGCCUCAAGGCCCCCCACCAUGCCCACCAGGCGCGGAGUGUGGAGACUCCGGGGAUGUGCCAGAGGUGAGGUGCUUCACACGGAGCCGCACCAGUGAGCACACGGAGUCAAUGCAGAGGCUGUCUGCAGUGGGCGGGACGGCGCUGUAG
This is a messenger RNA of Ostreobium quekettii, 1542 nucleotides long. Lineage: Eukaryota; Viridiplantae; Chlorophyta; Ulvophyceae; Bryopsidales; Ostreobiaceae. The record is from the annotation of a GenBank genome assembly.